CUCUCGUCAUCCGAAGCCGCGCCGCGACGACGAGGGAAGAAGCAUCCGGAGGCGCACCGCACGAACCUCACCUUCCCUCCCUCCCAUGGCGCCGCCCAUGGCCGCCGCGGCCUUAUCCUCUUCCUCCCCUCUCUUCUCCUCCUCUUCAUCCCGCCCCCUCCCCCGCCACCAGCCGCCGGCCCCGAGGUCCGUCUCCCUUCGGCCGCGGCGCCGCUGGACGGCCGCGAUCUCCGCCGCCGCGGAGUCCGCCGGGAGGCCGCUUCUCGAGGCGCGCGAUCUCGUCGCCUGCGUGAAGGAGAACAGGCAGGAGAUCCUCAGCGGCGUCAACCUCACCAUCCGGGAGGGCGAGGUUCAUGCGCUCAUGGGUCAGAACGGCUCCGGAAAGAGCACUCUCAUGAAGGUUCUGGCUGGCCAUCCAGAGUAUGAGGUAACUGGUGGUAGUGUGCUCUUUAAGGGUGAAAAUUUGAUUGACAUGGAUCCAGAGGAAAGAUCUCUUGCAGGCAUCUUUAUGAGUUUCCAAGCACCUGUCGAGAUUCCUGGAGUGAACAAUUAUGAUUUUCUGCUCAUGGCAUUAAAUGCUCGCAGAGAGAAGAAGGGUCUACCAGCAUUAGAGCCUCUUCAGGUUUUUCCAAUUAUAGAGGAAAAGGUUAAUGCCUUGAAUAUGAAUGCAGAGAUCCUUAACCGUGCUGUCAAUGAAGGGUUUAGUGGUGGUGAAAGGAAGCGCAAUGAGAUACUGCAACUCUCUGUCCUUGGGGCUGAUUUAGCUCUUCUUGACGAAAUUGAUUCAGGAUUAGAUGUUGAUGCACUCGAAUAUGUAGCUAAAGCAGUGAAUGGGAUAUUGACACCACACAACUCUGUUAUGAUGAUUACACAUUACCAACGCCUCUUGGAUCUUAUCCAGCCCAGUUAUGUUCACAUCAUGGACAAGGGCAAGAUAGUAAAGACGGGAGACAGAUCUCUAGCUAACUACAUCGAUGAGUCUGGCUACAAAGAAAUUGCUACUGUAUAGCAGAAAUGUUGUUUUAUUUCCUCUUCUUUUUUGUUUUUAGUUUUGAGCAAUUUUGAUUCCUCUGUGCCUGUAAUAGUUUUCCCAUGUACUUAGAUUGUGAACAGUGUCAGUAAUUCCACUUGAUUAAAGAGAACAACAAUGAAAAUAUAUUUUAGAUUGGUAUUCAAUGAAGUGAAUCAGGUUCUUAGGGAUUUGACUGAUGUCUGAUGCUCCAUUGCAG
Messenger RNA from Oryza brachyantha (malo sina), 1229 nucleotides. RefSeq names its product ABC transporter I family member 6, chloroplastic. Bases 86 to 1009 code for a protein of 307 amino acids. Lineage: Eukaryota; Viridiplantae; Streptophyta; Magnoliopsida; Poales; Poaceae. Gene Ontology annotation, molecular function: ATP hydrolysis activity; ATP binding. The record is from RefSeq and is a predicted model, not a curated record. The transcript is spliced from 6 exons.